This is a messenger RNA of Rosa chinensis, 1149 nucleotides long. RefSeq names its product 26S proteasome regulatory subunit 6A homolog. NCBI's taxonomy places the organism in Eukaryota, Viridiplantae, Streptophyta, Magnoliopsida, Rosales, Rosaceae. Gene Ontology annotation, molecular function: ATP binding; ATP hydrolysis activity; proteasome-activating activity. The transcript is spliced from 10 exons. Gene Ontology annotation, cellular component: proteasome regulatory particle, base subcomplex. Gene Ontology annotation, biological process: proteasome-mediated ubiquitin-dependent protein catabolic process. The record is from RefSeq and is a predicted model, not a curated record.
AUGGCGACCAAUAUGGUGGUCGAGGAUACGAGCUUCGAGGAUGAUCAGCUGGCCGCGAUGACCACCGACGACAUUGUCAGGGCCACCCAUCUUCUGGACAACGAGAUCCGAAUUCUCAAGGAAGAAUUGCAAAGAACAAACUUGGAGCUAGAUUCAUACAAGGAAAAGAUAAAGGAGAAUCAGGAAACGAUUAAGCUCAAUAAGCAGUUGCCCUGCUUGGUCGGCAACAUUGUUGAGAUGAUGAGUUUGUUGUUAUUCAAAAAUUACCUGGUUCUGACUGAUGAAGCUGAGGAAGAUGGGGCAAACAUUUAUCUUGACUCACAAAGAAAGGGCAAGUGUGUUGUUUUGAAAACAUCUACUCGUCAGACAAUCUUUCUGCCUGCUGUUGGGCUUGUUGACCCUGAUAAAUUAAAGCCUGGAGGUCUUGUUGGUGUGAACAAAGAUAGUUACCUGAUCUUGGAUACUCUGCCAUCCGAGUAUGAUUCAUGAGUGCAGGCUAUGGAGGUUGAUGAGAAACCAACUGAAGAUUACAAUGAUAUUGGAGGGCUAGAGAAACAGAUUGAAGAACUGGUUGAGGCAAUUAUUUUACCCAUGACCCACAAGGAGCGUUUUCAGAAAUUAGGGGUUCGCCCACCAAAGGAAGUUCUUUUGUAUGGACCUCCUGGAACUGGUAAAACUUUAAUGGCCCGGGCUUGUGCUGCACAAACGAAUGCCACUUUUCUGAAACUUGCAGGCCCACAACUGGUUCAGAUUUUUUUCAUUCAAGAAUCUCCUGGUAAUGGGCUUCCGGUUGAGAAAAUUCCUAAAGAAAAUUCAGAUUUUGAUCGUGCAGUUUCGUUGUCCUUGAAGACAGCAGAACAAGAGAAAGCAAUACGUGAGAUGCAGCUGAACGACAGGAAUCAAGAUCCAGGAGUUUAUAGUACACGGAAGUUUCAUUUCAGCAAGGAAUUAAGGUCAUCACAGCAAAAUGGAGCUGAAGUUGUAGAGCAGCAAUUAGUUAGUGAAGAGUCUAAGCGUGAUGAUGGUAGUCAUCUUCAGCAGGGAAAACUGGUAGCUCACAGUGAUGUGUUGGGAAGCUUAUCUCCAAAAGAGCUUGACGAAGCAAUUAUGCUUGAGACUGCACUUUUUGGUAAAUCUCCAUACACCUAA